Messenger RNA from Linum trigynum, 1110 nucleotides. NCBI's taxonomy places the organism in Eukaryota, Viridiplantae, Streptophyta, Magnoliopsida, Malpighiales, Linaceae. The record is from the annotation of a GenBank genome assembly.
AUGCGAGGAGCUCUCUCCUCGUGCUUAGCUUGGUCGCUCAGGCUGGGUGGCUGGCUGUUUCAGAUCCUCGUUUCUCUUUGGCGUCGAAGCGUGGAGAAUCAGAAUGGUGAGGGGUCGAGGUCCAUGGUGGACGUUUGGCCUGCGCAUGGGCAAGGUGGCGUUCAUGUUUGCCGUCGUUCAACAAGAAGGGUGCCGCCGUUGACCAGUUUUCGGUCGUGUAAUCGAAUUCCGACACGUGGUCUGGUGAUCCCCAGCAAGGGGCUUUAUAAAAGGAAGAGAUCCCAGCUGUGCGACGAUGCUCUUCCCUCGCAUAGCCACCCCGUAACAAACCUAAGGCCUGCAAAAAGGUGCAGGUUGGGUCGUCUCUUGGGUUGGAGAUUUUGGCUCCCCCCGUCGCCAGAUUUGGUAGGCGAUGCUUCGUUGUUAUCCACGUCUGAUAAGUCUUUUCAAUCAAGUGGAAACCCGAAUAGGGAUGCUGAAGACCUGACCAGCCGGAUUCCGGCGGGUUUCGAGCCGGCAGUGAAGACUUGGCAUUUAUUUCCGAUUAUUUGGCCGGUGUGUGAGUCACCGGAUUCGCGAUCCUGCCCUCCUGCCGGCGAGACUCUGCGGCCGACGGCGUGUAGAGUCUCUUUACAGAUCCGUGUGAAUUUGGGUCGUCGUGUAGUGUUGAUGGGAUCGAGAUCUUUCCCGGAUUUUGCGAGAUUAUUGGGCGGUUAUGGGUGGAAUCAUACCCACCGGGAAAAAUAUAUUCCCUCGUAUCAUAUUGUUUAUGGGAGUCCAGUUUCCAUUAAACCUCUUACUCGAAUGAACAACUUCCCGGGGAGGGGUGAGUUUGAACGGGGUUUGGGAUUAGUAUUUAAUCCCAUGCUGGCAGCGAGGCGCUCCCUACUUUCCAUUGAGAAAGAGCUUUCCGGAAUUACGCCUGCCGAGCCUUCAUCUCAAAACCUUGCUGUCGCUGAGCGUUCAGGUACGGAGACUUCCCUUCAGCUCUUCAUUGAGCCUGCGCCUCCUCCUGUUACAGGCGUCGCGUACUCUCCCUCAAGGAGGUCCAGUCAACGAGGUUUCAGGCGUCGCGUACUCACCUGGGGAGAUUAUUCACUAAUGAUCUGA